AUGUCGUACGAUCCGAGGGAGCAUUUUCAGCAGAUCCAGCGAACUCUGCAGCAGCGAAGCGGCCGGGGCUUCGGUGGUGUACCCGGAGGCGGCGGUGCCGCAGGCAGAGGUCUUCUAGCAUUGAUUGGCGCCGGUGUCGCUGGGGUGGUCAUCUCAAAUUCCAUAUUUAACGUCGACGGUGGCCAUCGCGCCAUCAAAUACACAAGAAUAGGAACACAUCUCCGCAUUCCUUGGUUCGAGACGCCAAUCGACUACGACGUGCGAGCGAAGCCGCGAAAUGUUGCCUCGUUGACAGGAACCAAGGAUCUCCAGAUGGUCAACAUUACAUGCCGUGUCCUUUCCAAACCUCGGAUCGAGGCAUUGCCUCAGAUUUACCGCACACUGGGUACUGAUUACGAUGAACGAGUUCUGCCGUCUAUUGUCAAUGAGGUCCUCAAGAGUGUGGUGGCUCAAUUCAACGCCAGCCAGCUCAUCACACAGCGAGAGAGUGUGGCAAGAUUAGUCAGAGACAACCUCACAAGAAGAGCUGCGCGAUUCAAUAUCUUGCUUGAUGAUGUGUCUUUGACGCAUCUCUCCUUCUCUCCCGAGUUCACGGCUGCGGUCGAGGCGAAGCAGGUUGCACAGCAGGAAGCACAGAGAGCUGCAUUUGUCGUGGACAAAGCGAGACAGGAAAAGCAGGCCACCGUCGUUCGUGCGCAGGGUGAAGCCAGGUCUGCCGAGUUGAUUGGUGAUGCGAUCAAGAAGAGCCGAAGCUAUGUGGAGCUCAGACAAAUCGAGAAUGCUCGAAACAUUGCGACCAUCCUGCAGGAAUCUGGGGGAAAGAACAAAUUGUACCUGGAUGCGCAAGGCCUUGGGCUGAAUGUCAACGCUGGGGAGGAUCCAGCAGCAAGAAAAUAG
Capronia epimyces CBS 606.96 is the source of this 897-nucleotide messenger RNA. RefSeq lists its product as uncharacterized. The transcript has 3 exons. Lineage: Eukaryota; Fungi; Ascomycota; Eurotiomycetes; Chaetothyriales; Herpotrichiellaceae. The record is from RefSeq and is a predicted model, not a curated record. Bases 1 to 897 code for a protein of 298 amino acids. Gene Ontology annotation, biological process: mitochondrion organization. Gene Ontology annotation, cellular component: mitochondrion; membrane.